AAAAAAAAAAAAACUCUCACUGUUAUCAACCUCACGCUGCCGUCUCCAUCCCCAAACUGCCGCACUUCAAACCCAGAAAAGAAAAGCCAAUCUCCCAUCCCACCACCAAAAUCUCCAAAUUUCGGCGAACAGAUAACUCUGCAAAAUCCUCUCCCAAAUUCCAAUGAAACCGAUGGCGAACUCGAGCGCGACUUCGAAGUCUUCACCUCCCUUUUCCUCUUCGCGUUCUCCAUGGUUUCUUCUUUGAACGCUGGAAUGUCUGCAACUGCAAGCGAUUUCAACUAGGAUUUGCAGCAAUCCGUUCAUCAUUUUCAGGAGUUGGGAUUCUAUCAAUUCCAUUUGCACUUUCUGAAGGAGGGUGGCUGAGCUUGAUCCUUCUUUUCCAGUUGGCGCUUCUUUGUUGGUAUACCGGGUUGCUUCUACAACGAUGCAUGGACGGGAAUCCGCGGAUCAAGAGUUAUCCCGAUAUUGGAGAAGUUGCUUAUGGACAGAAAGGAAGACUCACCAUCUCCAUUUUUAUGUACCUUGAGCUGUAUUUGGUAGCUGUUGAGUUUCUAAUACUAGAAGGUGACAACUUAAACCAGUUGUUCCCAAGCAUGGGGUUCAACAUGGCAGGCUUCAAAGUUGGAGGCAAACAAUGCUUUGUUUUGCUCACUGCCCUUGUAACUCUGCCAACUACAUGGCUGAAGAAUCUGGGAUUGUUGGCGUAUGUUUCUGCCGGAGGGGUUUUUGCUUCUCUUCUUUUGGUUGCUUUCGUGUUUUGGGUUGGCACAGUUGAUGGUGUAGGGUUUCAUGAAGGAGAUGUUCUUCUGAAUUUCAAAGGAUUGCCUACUGCUGUGAGCUUGUACCUGUUUUGCUAUUGUGGCCAUGCAGUUUUCCCCACAUUGUGCAAUUCCAUGAAAGAUAGAAGCAAAUUCUCCAAGGUGUUACUUUUCUGCUUCGUUGUAAGCACCAUCACCUACGGAUCAAUGGCGGUUUUGGGUUACUUGAUGUUCGGACAAGACUUGAAGUCUCAAGUCACAUUAAAUCUUCCAAUACGAAAAAUUAGUUCAAGGAUAGCAAUUUACAUUACUAUAAUUAAUCCCCUCACAAAGUAUGCAAUUAUAAUCACUCCAAUUGCUGCUGCUAUUGAGGAUACACGCCCUUUUCGCAACAGCCUAACUAUUAGCAUCUUCGUGCGAACCUUAAUUGUAAUUAGCACCGUAAUUGUGGCAUUAUCCAUUCCUUUUUUUAGCUACCUAAUGGCUUUUGUCGGCGCAUCUUUGAGCGUGACGGUCUCAGUCUUGCUGCCGUGCUUGUUCUACCUUAAGAUUAACGUUGCUGCUCGGAGAUUUGGGUUCGAGUUGGUGGUAAUUGUUGGGAUUAUGGUUAUAGGGUCGUUUGUUGGCGUAGUGGGUACGUACACUUCUGUGAUACAAAUUGUAAGACAAUUCUGAAAUCAUAUAUUGGAGCAUUUUAAUUAGU
This is a messenger RNA of Malus domestica (apple), 1464 nucleotides long. NCBI's taxonomy places the organism in Eukaryota, Viridiplantae, Streptophyta, Magnoliopsida, Rosales, Rosaceae. The record is from RefSeq and is a predicted model, not a curated record.